Molecule: messenger RNA, 909 nt
Organism: Brettanomyces nanus
Lineage: Eukaryota; Fungi; Ascomycota; Pichiomycetes; Pichiales; Pichiaceae
Product: Bifunctional purine biosynthetic protein ade1
Exons: 1
Coding region: 1-909 (302 amino acids)
Biological process (GO): 'de novo' IMP biosynthetic process
Cellular component (GO): cytoplasm
Molecular function (GO): phosphoribosylaminoimidazolesuccinocarboxamide synthase activity
Source: RefSeq, a predicted model, not a curated record
AUGCCGCUUGCAUCUACAGAAUUGGACAGUAUUCUCCCUCUUGUGGCUAAGGGGAAAGUCAGAGACAUAUACCAAGUCAAUGACGACAGCCUUUUAUUUGUGGCCACGGACAGGAUAUCUGCAUACGAUGUUAUUAUGAAUAACGGCAUCCAGGACAAGGGAAAGAUUCUUACACAGCUCUCCAUAUUCUGGUUUGAUUUCCUCAAAGAGGAGAUUGAGAACCAUCUAAUCGCCUCUGAUGAUAAGGAGAUCUUGGCCAAAUUGCCCAAGGAGCUCUCGCAGCCUAAAUACAGAGACCAACUUGCUAAAAGAAGCUUAUUGGUCAAAAAACUUGAUAUGAUUCCGUUGGAAGUGAUCGUCAGAGGUUACAUAACGGGAAGUGCUUGGAAAGAAUACAAAAAAUCUGGUACUGUCCACGGAUUACCUGCACCAAAAGGACUUAAAGAGUCAGAUCCUUUUCCACAUCCUAUCUUCACCCCUUCUACUAAAGCUGAUCUUGGAUCUCAUGAUGAGAAUAUCUCUCCUGAAAAGGCAGCUAGGUUGAUAGGCGGGAACUUGGCCGAGAAGGUCGGUCAGAAGGCCGUGCAACUCUACACGAAGGCCAGAGAUUACGCCAAAACCAGGGGAAUCAUCUUAGCAGAUACCAAAUUUGAAUUCGCUCAUGGUGAAAAUGGUGAUAUUAUUUUGGCCGAUGAGGUUCUCACACCGGACUCUUCAAGAUUCUGGAGUGCCAAAGACUAUGAAUCAGGAAGAUCCCAGAAAUCGUACGAUAAGCAAUUUCUCAGAGACUGGCUCACAGCCAAAGGCUUGAAUGGUAAGCAGAAUGUUACCAUGCCUGAAGACAUCUUGAAGAAAACGAGUGAAAAAUAUAUCGAAGCCUACGAGGACUUGACUGGAAACCAAUGGUGA